AUGCAGAUAUUGUUGCAGGGGCGUCGUCGUAUGCACGUUUGUGCUGGUCUGCCAGGCAUGAAGGGGUCGGGUACCAUCUAUGAGUGCAACGUGGAACCGGACGGGGAGGAUAAUCUCAGAGUUGUUAGGGCCAUUCCUCGUACUGAUAAAGUGAGGCCGAAUUCCCGAUCUGUCCUGUCAACCGUCUUGGCUCUUCUCAGAUCGACGGACGAUGUGGAUUAUACUCUUAUUGAUCGGGUUUCAAGCUACUCAUUCCGGGUUCGCGAGUAUAUUUACCGUCGCAUGGAGAAUAUGGGCGUGAAGAGUGGGUUCGCGGUUGACAUCGGUAGCGGGCGCAUGCAAUCACUAAGUAUCAUGUCUCGUUACGGCGACGCUUCUUACCUUGUCUGUGAUCCUGAUUUAAACAUGUCGUCUGUCAGGGACUUGAGCUCGUGGAUAAACGUUACGGAUCUAGAUUCUGAAUCCAUGUUGCUAUAUUCGAGAAGCUGGCGAGAGGAAGGGUUAAGCGUGCAUAUUACAGAGGAAGCGCCGAAUACCUAUUCUCUAUUGACAAGAUUGUCGAGUUCCUUCGUAUCGGUGGCCACCCCGUCGUGUAUUCCUUCUCACUUUCUUAUCUGGUGGAAACGUUUAAUCGGCUGGCUGUUACCGGGCUCAAACAGGUUGGAUGUUGCUACGUUUAUGACAGGAUCGGGGAAGAUGGAGUCCUGA
Peronospora belbahrii is the source of this 708-nucleotide messenger RNA. The record is from the annotation of a GenBank genome assembly. Lineage: Eukaryota; Oomycota; Peronosporomycetes; Peronosporales; Peronosporaceae.